This is a messenger RNA of Mustela lutreola (European mink), 5261 nucleotides long. It is a transcript of the gene SP110, whose product is annotated as SP110 nuclear body protein. The transcript has 21 exons. NCBI's taxonomy places the organism in Eukaryota, Metazoa, Chordata, Mammalia, Carnivora, Mustelidae. Gene Ontology annotation, biological process: regulation of transcription by RNA polymerase II. The coding region runs from base 209 to 2416 and encodes 735 amino acids. Gene Ontology annotation, cellular component: nucleus. Gene Ontology annotation, molecular function: DNA binding; protein binding; DNA-binding transcription factor activity, RNA polymerase II-specific. The record is from RefSeq and is a predicted model, not a curated record.
CUGUCUUCAGCUUCCUGCACGAUCUGCUCCAAAUACUUUCACUUUUCUUUUCUCCGGAAGCCUGGCCCUCACUGCAUGUGGCAAAGCACAGACUUCCUGUUUCACCCCUGGCAUUCCCCUGCUGUUCUCCAAGUCUUCCAGGAGUGAUUCCUGGCUCAGACCCUGGACCGGGAAAGGGACAGAGCAGGUGACAGACCCAGCAUCCAGGAUGCUCACCAUGACCAGGGCCUUAGAAGAGGCUCUUCUCCAGCACUUCAUAUACCAGAAGCUGGAAACUGCUUAUGCCAUAUACAAGCCAUUUCCCUUCCUCGAAAGCUUCCGAGACAAAUCCUUCAUCACGGAGACAAUGUACAGGGAAUCCUUGGAAGCCUGUAGAAAUCAGGUCCCCGUACCCAGAGUAGUGUACAACAUCCUCACCCACCUGGAAAAGACCUUCAGUCCGUCGAUUCUGGAGACGUUGUUCAGCCGAAUUAACCUGAGUGAAUAUCCCAAUCUGACAACUAUUCUCAAGGGCUUCAGAAGCGUUGUCAUUGCCUAUGGAGGAUGCAACAGAGCUGUGCUGACCCCCCUCGAAGCUCCAGCCAACCCAGCAGAAGGAUGCUCCCUCAAGACGCUGCUGCCCCUGCCCCCACCCCAGAGCCACCAGCCCCCUUCGCCCAGUGUCACUGAACCCAGUUCAUCAGCACAGCAUAGAGCUGAGAUCGUGGACGAACCAUCCAGCCCUUCUGACCCUGCUGUGGCUCUCCCCAGAGCCAUCCAGGAAGGAAGGAUCAUUCAAGAAGACCCACAGGAGACAUUUGGCUCUCCCCCCAACACUGUUCAAGUGAUAACAGAUGACUCUCCCGAACCAAAUGACCCCAGAGAGCUCCAGGAGGCAUCCAGCAUACCUCCCAACAAGAAAGGAAAGAAAAGAAAAAGAUGUAUCUGGUCAACUCCAAAAAAGAGACGCCAGAAAAAAAGCCUCCCAAAAGGGAAAGCCUCGCCUCAGCAAAGAAACCAAGAGAAGCUCCAAGUGGUGGAACAGGCAACUCAAACGAAGGACGAUUCACCCAGGAAGUCAAAUGUCAUGCCAAGCGCCCAAAAAGCAAGCGCUGAAAGUGCCCAAAGCUCUGGACCGGAGGAAACCAGUGAUGACUCACCAGAAAUGAAUGAAGAAAAGAGCCUCCAGGAGGAGCCGCCCAGCACAGCACCAAGCACCCCACAUGGAAAGAGGACAGAAAAAUAUAAUCUUCCAUCUUCAAAAAGAAGACAGGAAAGAAAGCUCCCAAGAACCUCACCUAGGCCCGGAAUCCAAGAGAAACUCCAUGCGGUGGAUCAAGCAACUGAAGGGAAAGGUGAUUCAACCAGGAACUCUAAGAUCAUGACAAGGGCCCCAAAGGCAAGGACUGAAUGUGUCCAAACCUCUGGACCAAAGGAGAAGAAAAGGAAAAAAGAUGUUGAUUCAAGUUCAACAAGAAAGUGUCAGAAAAACAUUCCUCCAAAGGAAAAACCUGAAGAUGAAACUGUAGAUUUUCUCUCUCCUGAGCUUCCUGUGACCUGUGGUGAAGCCAAAGGGAUUUUAUACAAAGAGAAACUGAAACAAGGCUCCUCAGAGAAGUGCAUUCGGAAUGAGAAGGGGGUUUGGUUCACACCAAAAGAAUUUGAAAUCGAAGGAAAACGGGCACAUACAAAGAAAUGGAAGGAGACUAUAUAUUGCAGAGGAAAGACCUUAGGAGAACUGCUGGAGAAAGGACUUUUGCUCUGUCCUCCAAGAAGUGUCAAGAGAGAGGAACCAUUCUGGGUCUGCCCAGCACACUUGCCUGCACACAGUGGACGGGACAGCUCUGAACCCAGAGGCACAGGCAGCCUGGGUGCCAGUCUGGCUCAGGGAGAAAAUUCCAAGGAAUGUGAGGUGUGCUGUAGACGCGGACCACUGGUCUGCUGUGACACUUGUCCAAGAGCCUUUCAUGAGGACUGUCACAUCCCAUCUGCAGAGGCAGAGAGGAGCCCGUGGACUUGCACCUUCUGCCGGAUAAAGGAGUCUUCAGGAAGGCAGCCGUGUCACGGGGUAUCUGAGGUCCCGGAGGGGCAGAUGCAGCCUGAGGAGCGGUUGAAAUGUGAGUUCCUCCUCUUGAAGGCCUACUGUCAUCCACAAAGCUCCUUUUUUGGAGAAACCCCACAUAACAUUCGAGAUUAUGGAGAACCCUUUAAGGAAGCCAUGUGGUUGGACCUGAUUAAGGAAAGGCUGAGUGAGAACGUUUACACAGUGGCGUGGUUUGUUCGUGAUGUGCGCCUCAUCUUUAGCAACCAUAAAACAUUUUACAAGGCUUCCAACUUUGGUCAGAUAGGACUGGACUUGGAGGCAGAAUUUGAAAAGAACCUCAAAGAGGUGUUUAUUUUUUGCAAAGCCAAUGAGAACAGCUUCCAGACUCGUUGACCCUGUUCUAGAAAGACUAAGACACCCCAACUUCAGGACCCAGAUGACAUGACCCUGGUCACCUUUAGAUAGCCAGUGAGUCUGGGAUGCUAUUGGCUACCCUCUUGACUCAAAGCCAGAGCCUUCAUACCAUCAGCAUGCCUUCUUUUUUUUUUUUGUUUCAUUCUUUCUACACCUAAAAGUGUGUGCGUGUGUGUGUAAGAUACACCUCUAAUCCCCAGCCAAAACCAUAAGCCUCUUCUUUGUCAAUAUUUCCAUCUCUCUUCUCCCACAGUUAUCUAGUCUCUUUUUCUCAACUAAACUACAGGGAUAAUAGCUUCAGAAUUUCUACAGUCCAACCACUAUGAAAAAGAAACCAAGUUGAAUCUUAAAUUGUGUGGAAAUUAUUUUGUUUCUUUUUUAUAUGUAUAUUCUGUUAUAUUUUGUUUCUGUUAUAUAGAUAUAUAAUUUAUAUAAAUAAAUAUAUUUUAUGUAUACAUGAUAUGUUAUUUAUACCAUUAUAUAUUUCAUAUACCAUUGCAGAGAGUACUUUUUAGAAUUUUGCACUUGUAUUUGUGAAUGAGAUUGGUCCGUAAGUUUCUGUGUACUGUCAAAAUCAGAUGUAGGGCUAUCUCAGCUUGGCACAAGUAUGCCUAAAACUUUCUACCUUUUAUGUGCUCUGGAAUAGCUUAUAAUGUUUUCAAUGAACCAACUCAUGAAAUUAUAUAGCCUACUGCUCUUUGAAGAGGUAAUAUUGACCACGUUCUUUGCUUUUUCAGGGUCAUUAAAUGAUUCAGAUGUUCUCUUGCUUUUUGAAUCAGUUCCAAUUUUAGUUUUCUAAGAAGUCAUUCAUGUAUGUGUUGUUUUGACUUGGCCUUAUUUCUGCCAUAUUAUUUUAUUCCUUCUCUUUGGAAUACUUUCAUGUGAUUUUAGUCUAUAUUUUCUUUGUUUUUGCCAUCUAUUCUGGAAGACCUUUGUAAGAGUUUUUAAUUUUAAUAUUUACCUGCAAGCUUUCCAAAUGUGUUUUUAACUUACUUUUUAAAUGUCAGAGUCUGGGGUGCUUGGGUGGCUCAGUCUGUUGAGCAGCUGACUCUUGAUUUCAGCUCAGGUCAUGAUCACAGGGUCCUGGGAUUCAGCCCUGCACAGCAGGCUCUGAGCUCAGUGGGAAGUCUGCUUGACAUUCCUCCACCCCCCUGCCCUUCUCCCUGCUUGUGCUCUCUCUUUCAAAUAAAUAAAUAAAUCUUUUAAAAGAUAAAUAACUAAAUGUCAGAGCCAAAAAUAAAAUAUCUUCAGUGAGCCACAUAUUUAAGCCAAGGUGUUCAUCACCUCUUAUGCCCCUUGGUUUCCUAAUUCAAACAGGGAAGAAUUCACUAUUUUAUAAUAUAGCUAUUUAUUAUCAUUAUUAAAUGCUUACUUUUACUUUGUAUUAUUUUAGUUUUAUUCAAUUAUAUUAUGUAAAUCAUUAUUUUGUUAUUUUUUACAUUAUAGAAAUUAUUUGUUACUUCAAAUAACUACCAGAAUGGAAAAGCAGAAGUUAAAACCACGAUACCCCAGCUUCAGAACAGCAACAUUAAUGCUGUGAAUCAGUGUCGCUGGUCUCUUCUUGGCAAUGACUUCUCCUUGCUUCUUUUUCUGCUCCUUCUUUCAGUCAGUGUAUCUUUAGGUAAUUUUUUUUUUCAGCAAUUUUAAAAGAAGAGUACACAGGUGGCAUGUUUUCCGAGACUUUGCAUAGCUCUGAAUGUCUUCUCUGUUUUCAUAAAUUCACUGUUGGGCUACUAUACACACACACACACACACACACACACACACACAUAUAUUUUAAAGACUUUAUUUAUAUAUUUGACAGAGAGAGAGAGCACAAGUAGGCAGAGAGGCAGGCAGAGGGAGAAGGGGGAAGCAGGCUCCCUCCCUCCCUCCCCGAGGCAGGGCUCAAUUCCAGGACCCUGGGAUCAUGACCUGAGCCGAAGGCAGAGGUUUAAUCCACUGAGCCACCCAGGCGCCCCUACAAUAUGUAUUUUAUCAAAACUUCUCACCUUCAAAAUCAACUUAGACUUUGGUCCACUGUGUUUGGGCAUUUUCGUCCUAUACCUGUGAAGUGUGCUUCUUUGUUAGUGUGUAGACACAUAGCGGGUUUCCUUGUUUUCUCUAUACUUACAUAUUUUUGACAGGACAGGAUUCGGUAUAAUAUUCUUAUCAUUGAUCUUGCCUGGCACUCUGCCCUUCCAAUAUACAUACCCAGUUAUUUUUUCAGCAGCUGCAUUAAAUCUUUCUGAUCCUUUUGUUCUGGGCUCUCUUUCAAGAACAUCUAUUAUCCAUACGCGGCUCUCUGCUCUCUGGCUUACCUAUUUAUCAUUUAAAAAAAAGAAAAAAGAAGUUCCGGGAAGCACUCCUCUUCUGAGGUCAUCAGUCUAAGAUUUAAAUAUACUUAUUCAAAACAAUUACAAUUCUAUGGUCAAUAUUUUCAAUGAUUUUUUUUAAUUUUUUAAAUUUUUUAUUUUUUUAUAAACAUAUGAUGUAUUAUUAGCCCCAGGGGUAUAAGUCUGUGAAUUGCCAGGUUCAUACAGUUCACAGCACUCACCAUAGCACAUACCCUCCCCAAUGUCCAUAAUCCCACCACCCUCUCCUGACCCCCCUCCCCCCAGCAACCUUCAGUUUGUUUUGUGAGAUUAAGAGUCUCUUGUGGUUUGUCUCCCUCCCGUUCCCAUCUUGUUUCAUUUAUUUCUUUCCUACCCUCUAAGUCCCCCACGUUGUUUAAUGAUUUUUUCAUCAUUUCAAUCAUGCUAAUUGCUCUCUAUCAACCUAGCAAACUUUUCUUAUCACAACACUUUUCUUUUCUCAAAACAUAAAUAAAAACUUACUGCCACUA